UCACUGCGCCCUCCAGGGUCCGGCUCCUCCGUGACCUCAGCGCACCGCGAAGCCGCUGGAAACUGCGUUUCCUGUCAAGUCUUCCCUAGGAGGACUGGGCGCCGUGAUUACGCUCCCUGCGCGCGGAGCACGCUGGGAGUUGUAGUCCGCCUCGUACGGCGUUGCAAAGUCUCCGGAAGUGGAGGCGUGGGAGGCCGGGCCGACUUGGCUCCGGGUAGCGGGACUCCACUCUGGGGCGCUACUCCCAGGCGGGUCAUGAACGGACCAGCGGACGGCGAAGUGGACUACAAAAAGAAAUACAGGAAUCUGAAGCGGAAGCUCAAAUUUCUCAUUUACGAACACGAGUGCUUCCAGGAGGAGCUCAGAAAAGCGCAAAGGAAAUUGCUGAAGGUUUCCCGGGACAAGAGUUUCCUUCUAGAUCGACUUCUGCAGUAUGAAAACGUGGAUGAAGAGUCUUCGGAUUCAGAUGCCACUGCAUCUUCAGAUAACAGUGAGACAGAGGGGACGCCCAAGUUGUCUGACACACCAGCCCCUAAGAGGAAGAGAAGCCCUCCGAUGGGGGGUGCCCCAUCUCCUUCCAGCCUCUCCUUGCCUCCUUCAACAGGAUUUCCCCUGCAGACCUCCGGGGCCCCCUCCCCAUACCUGAGCUCGCUGGCUUCCCCCCCUUACCCCCCAUUCCCUUCUGACUACCUGGCCCUGCAGCUGCCUGAGCCCAGCCCCCUGAGGCCCAAGCUGGAGAAACGGCCCCGCCUACCCCGGAAACUCAAGAUGGCGGUCGGACCCCCUGACUGCCCUGUGGGCGGGCCGCUGGCUUUCCCUGCCAGGGGUUCUGGGGCCAGUGUUGGGGCAGCCCUGACCCCCCUGCCUCCUCCCAAGAUGCCCCCACACACGAUCCUGAGCACCGUCCCUCAGCAGAUGUUCAGCGAUGCAGGCAGCGGGGAUGACGCCCUGGACGGAGAUGACGACCUGGUAAUCGACAUCCCAGAGUAGCCGCCCAGCGCUACCUGCCAGCCCCACACAGUCCUCCCGUGCCAGCCAGCACACUCCAGCCCACUUCCUCAAGAGAUGUUUAUUGAUGCUCAGUUGCCAUGCUUCGGCCACUGACACAAUCAGAAAAGGCGUAAACAUGCACAAAUGUCCCCGAGGGAGGUGGCAGGGGGCCUGCCCUCACAUCCCAGCGGCAUCCAGGGGACAUUAUUUAAAUGAGUGGCCAAGAGGCUCUGCCACAUCUUUGGGAGGCAAAGACCGUGGGGCGGCCACCCCUUUAGAAGAGCAGCUGAGCAGGGCUGGGACUUCUGAGUGAAGGCUCUGUAAUAAAGGGUUGGCUCUUU
Psammomys obesus (fat sand rat) is the source of this 1331-nucleotide messenger RNA. It is a transcript of the gene Ino80e, whose product is annotated as INO80 complex subunit E. The record is from RefSeq and is a predicted model, not a curated record. Lineage: Eukaryota; Metazoa; Chordata; Mammalia; Rodentia; Muridae. The transcript is spliced from 7 exons. The coding region runs from base 256 to 990 and encodes 244 amino acids. Gene Ontology annotation, cellular component: nucleus; Ino80 complex. Gene Ontology annotation, biological process: chromatin remodeling.